CCCUAGCGCUGAUAUGACGCAGGCCCAUUAGACAUUAGGGUUUUAUAUUUAACUUCUCACUCUCAACUCGGCCUUCUGAGUUCUGCCUCUCUCUCUUCACCUUCUGUGGAUCUUUGCGUAUUCCAAAUCGUAUAAGUGAAAAUGUUGGAAAAGAGCGCCGGCAGGAAGGAAGAGGUUGUUACCCGAGAGUACACCAUCAAUCUCCACAAACGUCUUCAUGGAUGCACAUUUAAGAAGAAGGCUCCUAAUGCUAUUAAGCAGAUCAGAAAAUUCGCACAGAAGGCUAUGGGGACCAAUGAUGUCCGGGUGGAUGUCAAGUUGAACAAGUCUGUGUGGAGCCAGGGAAUCCGAAGUGUCCCCAGAAGAAUCCGGAUACGCAUUGCGCGCAAGAGAAACGAUGAUGAGGACGCCAAGGAAGAGCUCUACUCCCUUGUUACCGUUGUUGAGAUCCCUAGGGAAGAGCUCAAAGGUUUGGGCACCAAGGUUAUUGAUGAUGAGGAAUGAUGCCUGUUAGCUUUACUAUUGCGGUUUUCAUAUUUGAUUUUGUUGAGACAGCGAGUAUAUGUUGUAUGACAACAUUAAUUUUCUUUCUCUUAUUUGUUUUGCUUGUCUUAGAAAGAUUAAACAUAUGCUUUUUUUUACCAUCUUUUCUUUUCUACUCUUGGAUCGAUUGAGAAAAUGAGAACUGUUUACUACAAACAGGUUAUGACCAAAA
This is a messenger RNA of Cicer arietinum (chickpea), 715 nucleotides long. RefSeq names its product large ribosomal subunit protein eL31. Gene Ontology annotation, biological process: cytoplasmic translation. Gene Ontology annotation, cellular component: cytosolic large ribosomal subunit; ribosome. Gene Ontology annotation, molecular function: structural constituent of ribosome. The record is from RefSeq and is a predicted model, not a curated record. NCBI's taxonomy places the organism in Eukaryota, Viridiplantae, Streptophyta, Magnoliopsida, Fabales, Fabaceae.